AUGUUGGGCAUCGCACCACGCCAUGUGCACCUUGUAGUCCCCGCGCGAAGCCGUGUCCCAGGCUCCCAGCCGCCUUUCGGCGCGGCGCCGCCCUCUGGGGCUCUGGCGCCCUCGGGGACUCUGGUCUGCUGGGUAGCUGCGAAGGCCCGGAAGCCCGCCGUGGCCCGGAGGGCGCUGGGUGGCAGUCCUUGGGAGAUCCUGGGAGUGGCGCCCGGAGCCACUCAAACAGAGAUCAAACGUGCAUAUCGUCGCAAAGCUUUGAAGGAACAUCCCGAUGUCAGCAAGCUGCCUGAUGCUAAGCAGCGGUGGCAGGAGCUCUCCGCGGCCUACGAUGCCCUGAGCGACCCGGAGAAGCUGCGGGCCUGGGAGCGUGCCCAGCGCGGGGCCGAAACGCAGGGCCGCCGCACGGGACAGGCGGGGCGCAGUUCCCAGGGCCGUUGGCAACGAACCAAAGCGAUGGAAGAGGAGUAUGACACUGGUGGUGAUUCCUUCAGCGCCAUUUUCAGCGACUUCUUCCAGAGUGUGGCAGAUUCCGCUUCAGACAGCAGCCGCGUCGGGCGCGCGAAGAAGGCAGGAGGUAUGCUCCUGGAGGAUCUUUUAGAGUUCCUGGAGAAGGGCCUCGGCGAAGAUGGGUCGGCGACGGCGCGUCGCAGCCCCUUCGGUGGGGACCCAGAGAAGGAACUUCAGGAGGCUCAGCUCGAGUUCAAAACAAUGGAGGGCCGCGAUGAGGCCCUCAAGAACGAGGCUGCAGCCUGGGAACGAAAGGCGGAGCUCUGCCGCAACGGAGGGGACAAGGCCGGCGAGCUCGAGGGUAUGCAGCGCCUCUUCGAGGCCCGCGAGAGGCGGAAGACCAUUCGCCGGCGCCUGCUAAGCCUCACAGAGCGGGUGGAGUACCUGCAGAAGGUGGUCUUCGAGGUCAAGCGCAAGAAGGAAGCGAGGGGCGCCGGGGCAAGUGGCGCCAGCAGCGGAACCGGCGCAUCAGCAGGGAGGCCGCCACCCGGUCCCGCGCCCGGCGCCCGCUCUUCGCCGAACUUCGAUGCAGAGAAGGCUCUCGCAGACCUGAAGAGGCAGAAGGGCAAGCUGUGA
Molecule: messenger RNA, 1086 nt
Organism: Symbiodinium sp. CCMP2592
Lineage: Eukaryota; Dinophyceae; Suessiales; Symbiodiniaceae
Source: the annotation of a GenBank genome assembly